Molecule: messenger RNA, 1329 nt
Organism: Penicillium riverlandense
Lineage: Eukaryota; Fungi; Ascomycota; Eurotiomycetes; Eurotiales; Aspergillaceae
Product: tubulin alpha chain
Exons: 7
Coding region: 1-1329 (442 amino acids)
Biological process (GO): mitotic cell cycle; microtubule cytoskeleton organization
Cellular component (GO): cytoplasm; microtubule
Molecular function (GO): GTP binding; structural constituent of cytoskeleton
Source: RefSeq, a predicted model, not a curated record
AUGCGUGGCGAGGUCUGCCAAUUGCACAUCGGCCAGGCUGGCAUUCAGCUGGGCAACAGCGCUUGGGAACUGUACCUGCUCGAGCACGGACUGAAGGCUGACGGCCAGGUCGACCCGGACAACUCUGACGAGAUCAGCAAGGGUGGCUCGUUUGAGACCUUCUUCACUGAGACAGGCAAUGGAAAAUACGUGCCUCGCUCGAUCUUCGUUGACCUGGAUCCUUCGCCUAUCGAUGAGAUCCGCACUGGUACCUACCGCCAGCUGUUCCACCCUGACCAGUUGAUCAGUGGUAAAGAAGACGCUGCCAACAACUAUGCCCGUGGUCACUACACCGUUGGCAAGGAGCUCGUUGAUGAGGUCAUGGACCGCAUUCGCCAUAUGGCAGACAACUGCUCUUCCCUGCAGGGCUUUCUGAUCUUCCACUCCUUCGGCGGCGGUACUGGCUCUGGCUUCGGCGCUCUGUUGCUGGAGCAUCUCUCCAGCCAGUAUGGCAAGAAGGCCAAGCUCGAGUUCGCGGUCUACCCGUCUCCCCGCGUGUCUACGGCAGUUGUUGAGCCCUACAACGCCGUUCUGUCCACCCAUAGCACUAUUGAACAUUCUGAUUGCACUUUCCUCGUUGACAAUGAGGCCGUCUACGACAUCUGCCGCCGCAACCUGGACAUUCCGCGCCCCGGAUACGAGCAUCUCAACCGUCUAAUCGCCCAGGUCGUCAGCUCCAUCACUACCAGCUUGCGCUUCGACGGUGCUCUCAACGUCGACCUGACCGAAUUCCAGACCAACCUGGUGCCUUACCCGCGUAUCCACUACCCGCUGAUCUCGUACGCCCCGGUUAUAUCCAGCAACCGUAGCACUCACGAGAGCUUCAAGGCUUCGAGCCCAACAACCAGAUGGUUGUUUGCGACCCCCCGCAACGGCAAGUACAUGGCUGUCGCCCUUCUGUACCGCGGCGACGUUGUGCCCCAGGACUGCACGCAGGCCGUUGCUGCGCUCAAGGCCAAGUCAUCCUUCAACUUAGUUGAGUGGUGCCCCACCGGUUUCAAGCUGGGUAUCAACUACCAGAAGCCCACGCGUGUCCCUAACAGCGAGCUUGCCCCCGUCGACCGCUCCGUGAGCAUGCUUUCCAACACCACCGCCAUCGCUGACGCCUGGGGCCGCCUCGACCACAAGUUUGAUCUCAUGUACUCCAAGCGCGCCUUCGUGCAUUGGUACGUUGGCGAGGGCAUGGAGGAGGGUGAGUUCUCCGAGGCUCGUGAGGAUCUGGCCGCUCUGGAGAAGGACUACGAAGAGGUCGCUGGUGAUGUCGUGGAGUCACAGGACGAGGAGCACUAA